This is a messenger RNA of Cladophialophora carrionii CBS 160.54, 1254 nucleotides long. RefSeq lists its product as uncharacterized. NCBI's taxonomy places the organism in Eukaryota, Fungi, Ascomycota, Eurotiomycetes, Chaetothyriales, Herpotrichiellaceae. Bases 1 to 1254 code for a protein of 417 amino acids. The record is from RefSeq and is a predicted model, not a curated record. The transcript is spliced from 4 exons.
AUGUCGGGUAGUGAGGGUGGCAUUUACGAACCACUACUUCCGCCGCUUCAAGAUAUCACGGCCACCAAUCGAGGUCCUGUCGCACUGGCCACCGCAGUCACGCUCCUGAUCAUCUCCACGUUGACAGUCGUCGUCAAGCUCUGGACUAGGUUUGCCACCACCCGAAACUUUGGCUUGAACGAUGCGGCCAUUGUAGUAUCAAUUGUGUUUGCGUUCGGCCAGGCGAUAACUUUGGCAGUUGCCACGGACCAUGGCCUGGGCCGACAUGUUGAGGAUCUCCAGGAUUCCGAAAUUGCCGAGUUGAGCAAGCUGUUCUUCGCCUCCAACAUUCUUCUCAUUCUAGCAUUAGCCGGCGCCAAAGCAGCAGUGACUCUGCUCGUCAUUGCGAUCAAACCUCUCCGCUUUGUGAUGUUGGCUUGCUAUGCGAUGCUGGGGCUCAUUGCUGUGUGGGCGGUAGCCGGCGUCUUUGUACUGGGUUUUCAGUGCUCUGGGCCAGAUCGUUGGGUACUCGGCCCGAGCUCGGGUCCAGAGACCUGCAUCGACCAGUACGCAAUGCAGGUAGCGCUGAGGACUGUCGAUAUCGCAACCGACGUGGGGAUCGUUCUCUUGCCUGCGGUCAUGAUGCGGUCAGUGCAGGUCUCGGCUACGAAGCGCUGGGUGGUGGUUCUGCUGUUUGCAAUCAGACUUAUCACGCCCGUAUUCACAGCAGUCUCCAUCGUCGCGUACGACAACUUCUACCAUUCGAACCCGCAGGAUCGGCCCUGGCACGCAGUCGUGCCCUCUGUUUGGACCUCCUGUGCUCUAAACCUGUCCAUCGUUACGGCGUGCAUUCCCUCGAUCAAACGCUUCCUCGCUGAUUGGGCGGCCGGUCUCAGUGCUAUCACCAUAUCUGAGCCUUUUGAAUUGGAGCAUUCCAGCGGCAAGACUGGCCUAGGAAAUAGCAACACAUAUGCCAUGGGCAGCGGAAUGGGGAGCAAACUUGCCACAAAAUUGGGGUUGUCCUCUACAAGCAAGGCAGAGAUCACCUCAACUGUGCGCAGCCGCCAUGAUCCGGACGAUGAUGAAGUCCUGAGGGACAACACCGCGAGGAAUCGGUCGCGCGGUGCUGGCAACCGACAACCCGACAGCACGUCGGAUAGCGUCAAGGGCCUUACAGACGGCGUCAUCAUGCACUCAAUCGAUUACCGAGUCGAGUAUGAAGACCAGACGACUGACAAUCGCGACUGGAGUAGCCGCAGCAGCGGGGGUCGGUAA